Rangifer tarandus platyrhynchus (Svalbard reindeer) is the source of this 306-nucleotide messenger RNA. The record is from the annotation of a GenBank genome assembly. NCBI's taxonomy places the organism in Eukaryota, Metazoa, Chordata, Mammalia, Artiodactyla, Cervidae.
AUGGCCCUGCAGCUCUGCCCUGUGCUUGGGGAUCACACAUACUCUGCCCGCGUGGGCACUGUCCUGGGCCAGCACUUUCUUCUGCCCGUCGAGAGCACCAGGCCUCAAAGACAGGUCCUGGAUGAAGCCCUCCUUGGCCGCCUCUGCCUGACCCCCUCCCAGGCCGCCCGGUUGCCCCUGCACCUCCAUCUGCACUGUCUUCACCUCCCAGGCGCCAGGCCCAGGGACCGACCCAUUGAGCUUCUGGCUCCUCUGCCCUCUUACUUCUCCAGGACCCUGCAGUGCCUGGGGCUCCACUACCAAUAG